Molecule: messenger RNA, 3331 nt
Organism: Arachis stenosperma
Lineage: Eukaryota; Viridiplantae; Streptophyta; Magnoliopsida; Fabales; Fabaceae
Product: phosphatidate phosphatase PAH1-like
Exons: 10
Coding region: 409-3084 (891 amino acids)
Molecular function (GO): phosphatidate phosphatase activity
Source: RefSeq, a predicted model, not a curated record
UCCAUUCCUUUCCAAAUAAAGAAGAAAAAAAAAAGAAGAAAGACGCAAAAAAAAAAUCCAAACUUAGAAAUACCCCCAAAAAAACUCUAAAGAACGAAGAAAGACACACAUAGCAUCAUUCCGAAGGCGCUGCAAGAUUCUGAAGAAGCCUCAUUGCAGAAAGAACCUCAAUUUUCUUCUGAGCUUUCAGAAUCAAGAUUGUAUUGGUGUUGAACACCAGGCCAAGAAAUUAAUAUAAUCUUGGUCCAAGUUUGUUGGACCUGGAGAAUAUUAAUAAUUUUUAAACGUAUGGUUGGAAUUCAUUGUUUUGAUCGAAGGCAGACUCAACUAACUUCGAGUUUGAGGUCUAUUUUUCGGACCUCCCUAACAUUCUACAAUACUAAACUUUGAGAUUGCUGGAAUUAAAAGAUGAAUGUGGUGGGAAAAGUUGGAAGCUUGAUCACACAAGGUGUCUAUUCAGUUGCUACCCCUUUUCAUCCCUUUGGUGGUGCUGUUGAUGUCAUUGUUGUUCAGCAACAAGAUGGUACAUUUCGGAGCACGCCGUGGUAUGUUCGGUUUGGUAAAUUCCAGGGUGUUCUUAAAGGCGCUGAAAAGUUUGUUCGUAUAAAUGUCAAUGGGGUUGAAGCAAACUUCCAUAUGUAUCUUGACAAUUCAGGAGAGGCUUAUUUUAUAAAGGAGGUGGAUGAUGAUAAGGACAUUGAGUCAAGUGUGGCUGAUGAAGAUGCAGGUCAAUCUGAUUUUACUCAUGUCCAUAGACUUGACCAUAGUAUCUCUGAUUCGGGGGUGCUUCGGUUAAAGGCUAAUGAUCGACCUCAAAUACAAAGGGUGGAAUCUGAUCUUGAUAGGAGAUAUUAUGAACUCCAGGAUGAUGAACCUGGUGUUGACGGUUCAUUUGAGUUGUCAGAAUAUGGGUCUAAUCGAUAUGAUAAUCCCAAUGGAGAGAAUGAUUUGGACUCACAUGGUUCCCAUCCGGAAGUGGUGUUGGUUAGUGUCGAUGGUCAUAUGAUGACAGCCCCAAUAUGUGGAUCAGAGCAAAACGAUGAGGAGAAUGUGCAGUUAAAAAAUCCUCAAUUUCACCUUGGCCCAGCUGAAGGGACUGAGUUCUGUGAAGGAAAUGAGUUUACUUCUGAUGAAAAUGCUUGGGCUGCUGAUUAUAUUAGAAAGCUGGAUGAUUCAACAGAUGAUGUUCCAUCCUGUAGUUAUAACAGGAAUGGGGGUGAUACGACAUCAGAGAUUGUGGCCAAAGUUCACCAAAGAGAGGAGGUACAUGUUAGAUACGCAGAAGCGACCUUGGUGAUUAAAGAUCAAGAAAAUUAUGUGCAAUCUGAUACAGAAGAGGUUGCAUCUGGCUUGAGGAGAGAGACCGUUUUCAAAAGCUGUUUGGCAUUAGACCAAUUUGGCCAGCAGGAUGAAAAUGAUGAUUCGGAAGAUGAAGGUUCCCCAGCGAAGGUUCAAAAAUCAGCAGACGAAUAUAAUGCAAAUUGUUCAGUUGGUAAUGAAAAUGCACAAGAGAACAUUAAGAGCCCUUGCAGCAUUGAUGAGUUAUCUCCCCUUAGUAGGCCUACUUAUUCUGAUGAGAAUGGAUCUACAAAAGUGGAAUUAGGAGGAGUUCAAGAGGUUGAUGAUAAAGCAUCGGUGCAUGUUGACACUGAUUCUGGAAGUCAUUCUGUUACUAAUGAUAAUGAGACUGAAGGGAAUGAUGAACUCAUUGAAAAUUCAGUGUUGACUGAUGGGGUAGAUGAUAGUAAACAAAUUCCUGCACUUGAUGAUGCCAAUAAUCUAAGUGAGGAAAUCGAACCCCAACCAACAACUUCCAAUGAUGAGGACCAAAGUUAUUAUGGGUUGGGAUUUGAAAUAUCACUUUGUGGUCAUGAGCUUAAAGUGGGUAUGGGUUCAGUUGCUGCUGCUGAAACAUUUGAUGCACAUAGGAUAUCCGCAGAGGAAUUUAGAGCUUCUGCACCAUUAAUAAUAAAAAAUGAAAAUCUUGUUGUCAAGUUCAGAGAGAGAUAUCUGCUGUGGGAAAAGGCCGCUCCUCUUAUUCUUGGGAUGGCUGUAUUUGGUUUAGAUUCACCUGUUAAUCCCGAUGAUACAAUUCCUGUGGAACAGGGGGAUGCACUAUCCAGGGAUGGUGAUGCUGGAUCAGCUUCGUCUGGACGGAGAUGGAGACUUUGGCCUAUUCCUUUUCGAAGAGUAAAGACACUAGAGCACAGUACUAGUAAUGCAUCAAGUGAUGAGAUCUUUGUAGAUACCGAGUCCGAGUUGCAGUCUUCUCUUUUGGAUCCGAGUCCAAAAUCUUAUAAUCCUGGGUCUCCACAUAAACAAUUUGUUCGAACAAAUGUUCCUGGUAAUGAGCAGAUAGCUUCCUUGAAUCUCAAAGAAGGUCAAAAUUUGGUAACAUUCAGCUUCUCUACAAGGGUUCUUGGAACACAACAGGUUGAUGCUCACAUAUACUUAUGGAAAUGGGAUGCAAAAAUUGUAAUUUCAGAUGUAGAUGGAACUAUUACCAAGUCUGAUGUUUUGGGGCAAUUCAUGCCUUUAGUUGGGAAAGAUUGGUCACAAUCUGGAGUGGCAAGGCUUUUCUCAGCUAUUAAGGAAAAUGGUUAUCAGCUGCUAUUUCUGAGUGCUCGUGCAAUUGUCCAAGCUUAUCUAACCAGGAACUUCUUGCUUAACCUGAAACAGGAUGGAAAUACCUUACCAAAUGGACCUGUUGUUAUUUCACCUGAUGGAUUAUUCCCUUCACUAUACCGAGAAGUGAUAAGAAGAGCACCUCAUGAGUUCAAGAUUGCUUGUCUAGAGGAUAUCAAAAGACUGUUCCCUGCUGAUUACAAUCCAUUCUAUGCUGGAUUUGGCAAUAGAGACACAGAUGAACUUAGCUACAGGAAGAUAGGGAUCCCAAAAGGCAAAAUAUUUAUUAUUAAUCCUAAGGGUGAGGUAGCAAUAAGUCAAAGAAUUGAUUCAAAAUCUUACACAUCAUUGCACACCCUUGUCAAUGACAUGUUCCCACCUACUUCUUUGGUUGAGCAUGAGGACUUCAACUCAUGGAAUUAUUGGAGAGUCCCCAUUCCAGAUGUCAAUGACAAUUAGUAUAGGGUAUAAGGAUGUAAAUGGAAAUACUAUAUGUUCUUCCUUCUAUUCGAAAGUUUCCUUCUCCUAUAGGGAUUAGGGAAAUUCUUUGAUGGCAUAGAAAUUAAUGUUAGAGUCAAUCCUCAAAUAUUCAUUCAUUUGGUCCACCUUAAGCAAUAGGUUGUGUCACUAAUCAACCCAAUUGUAGAAUUUGUGGUUUACAUAUUGUACCAUAUCAGGUUUUUUCGCUUUUUUGCCCCUUAAAUGA